Doryrhamphus excisus (bluestripe pipefish) is the source of this 6640-nucleotide messenger RNA. RefSeq names its product ATPase plasma membrane Ca2+ transporting 1a (gene atp2b1a). Lineage: Eukaryota; Metazoa; Chordata; Actinopteri; Syngnathiformes; Syngnathidae. Gene Ontology annotation, molecular function: ATP hydrolysis activity; ATP binding; PDZ domain binding. The record is from RefSeq and is a predicted model, not a curated record. Gene Ontology annotation, cellular component: intracellular membrane-bounded organelle; plasma membrane. Gene Ontology annotation, biological process: calcium ion transmembrane transport; regulation of cytosolic calcium ion concentration.
UUUGCCUUCAGUCAUCUGACACGAACGUGAGCAAGUUAUACCACGGGAGUAAGUUCGUCGUCAUUAUAUACCGAUAAUUCAAUACAAUCGUCGCAUCCUCUUCGUAUGUUGCCUUUUGUAAUAGACGGAUGCAAAUAAUCAUAUGUGAGCGUUAACUUAUUAACACAAUGCUCGUACUUUGUCCAUUAGCCAAUUUAAAUGCGCGAGAGAAAUGUGUUUUCGAGCAUUCAUGUCAAGGACGGGAACUAUCUUGACUGCUUGCUACACUCUGUACUCUCUGAUCGUGGUGGAGACGUCACAGUGGGCGGGGCUUCUACCUCAGUCCAGGGGAGCGAGCCUCUGGAGUCUGGAGGGGGAGUGAGAAAGGGCGAGAGGCACUCAGGGUGCGCUUCAGAGAAAAGGAAUCCGACCGCACGGCGAUCUCUGAGUUCUCCUCCGUUGCCAUGAAGGGCCAGGAAGACUCAGCUCUCCGAGAGAAAUGGCUGCUUUUGUAAAGACCCCGACCUGCGACCUGCCGCCACAUGACUCCAGCUGCCUCUGACGACCCUGUCGCCUUUUUUAUGGGCGCUACUACUUUGUGCGCGCUUGUGAGGAUUUAAGCUUUUCCCGGAGACUUUUAUUUUUUCCCCUCCACUGGUACCUUGAGGCUUUGCAUUAGCGCGAGGAGCUUGCGAGACAAUGGCGAACAACUCGUACAGCGGGGUGAAGAACUCCAUCGUGGAGGCGAACCAUGAUGGAGAGUUUUGCUGCACGCUCAAAGAACUGCGCUCCCUCAUGGAAUUGCGAGGCGCGGAGGGGCUAAACAAAAUCGGGGAGUCAUACGGGGACGUUCAAGGAUUCUGCAGCCGGUUAAAAACCUCACCUACAGAUGGUCUAAGUGGGCAGCCCGCAGACAUCGAGAAGCGGAAAACAGUGUUUGGGCAAAAUUUUAUACCGCCCAAAAAGCCCAAAACGUUCUUGCAAUUAGUGUGGGAGGCGCUGCAGGAUGUCACCCUGAUUAUCCUAGAAGUGGCAGCCAUAAUUUCACUUGGCCUUUCUUUUUAUAGACCUCAAGAUGCUAAAAGACACGACUGUGGCAAGGCCGCCGGUGGCGCGGAGGACGAACACGAGUCCGAGGCGGGCUGGAUCGAGGGCGCCGCCAUCCUGCUCUCGGUCAUCUGCGUGGUGCUGGUGACGGCGUUCAACGACUGGAGCAAGGAGAAGCAGUUCCGCGGCCUCCAGAGCCGCAUCGAGCAGGAGCAGAAGUUCACUGUCGUUCGCGGGGGGCAAGUCAUCCAAAUUCCUGUGGCGGAGAUAGUCGUGGGCGACAUUGCACAAGUCAAAUACGGUGACCUUUUGCCUGCCGAUGGCGUCCUCAUCCAAGGCAACGAUUUGAAGAUUGACGAGAGCUCGCUCACGGGAGAGUCGGACCACGUCAAGAAAACUCAAGAAAAAGAUAUAAUGCUUUUAUCAGGCACCCACGUGAUGGAGGGCUCGGGGAAAAUGGUGGUCACGGCAGUGGGCGUCAACUCCCAAACUGGAAUUAUAUUCACGUUACUCGGGGGCGGCGAGGACGACGACGACGAAGAGGAGGAAAAGAAGAAAGAGAAGGAGGAGAAGAAGAAACAGAGGAAAAACAAGAAGCAGGAUGGCUCCAUUGAAAACCGUAAGAAAGCUAAAGCACAAGAUGGAGCUGCCAUGGAGAUGCAGCCCCUGAACAGCGACGAGGGAGCGGACGCAGAGGAGAAGAAGAAAGCCAACCUGCCAAAGAAAGAGAAAUCUGUUCUCCAGGGCAAACUGACCAAACUUGCGGUACAGAUCGGCAAAGCAGGAUUGGUGAUGUCAGCCAUUACUGUCAUCAUCCUGGUGGUGCUCUUUGUGGUCAACACCUUCUGGAUCCAAAACCUGCCCUGGGUCAAGGUCUGCACGCCUAUCUACAUUCAGUUUUUUGUGAAAUUCUUCAUCAUUGGCGUCACCGUGCUGGUGGUGGCGGUUCCCGAGGGCCUCCCGCUUGCCGUGACCAUCUCCCUGGCGUACUCCGUCAAGAAAAUGAUGAAAGACAACAACCUGGUGCGUCACUUGGAUGCCUGCGAGACCAUGGGCAACGCCACGGCCAUCUGCUCCGACAAGACCGGAACGCUCACCAUGAACCGCAUGACCGUGGUGCAGGCCUACUUGGCCGACAAACACUAUCGGAAAGUCCCCGAACCGGAGAACAUUCCCACCUCCAUUUUGGACUUUCUGAUCGUGGGGAUAGCCGUCAACUGCGCCUACACGACUAAGAUCAUGCCUCCAGAGAAAGAAGGGGGCCUGCCUCGACAAGUGGGUAACAAGACCGAAUGUGCCUUGCUUGGAUUUUCUACCGACCUCAAGCGUGACUACCAGACCAUUCGCAACGAGAUCCCCGAGGAGAAACUCUACAAGGUCUACACCUUUAACUCCGUCCGCAAGUCUAUGAGCACCGUGCUGAAGAUGGCCGACGGCAGCUACCGCAUGUUCAGCAAGGGCGCGUCGGAGAUCCUCCUGAAAAAGUGCUAUAAAAUCCUCACAGCGACCGGCGAGUCAAAGGUGUUUCGCCCUCGGGAUCGAGAAGACAUGGUGAAGAAAGUGAUCGAGCCCAUGGCGUCCGAAGGCCUGAGGACCAUCUGCCUUGCAUACCGAGAUUUUGCCACCACCGAAGGCGAGCCAGACUGGGACAAUGAAAACGACAUCCUCACCAGGCUCACUUGCAUCUGCGUGGUGGGCAUCGAAGACCCCGUGAGGCCCGAGGUGCCGGACGCUAUCAGGAAAUGCCAGCACGCGGGCAUCACCGUGCGGAUGGUGACUGGGGACAACAUCAACACGGCUCGCGCCAUCGCCACCAAGUGCGGCAUCCUGCAACCCGGAGACGACUUCCUCUGCUUGGAGGGCAAAGAGUUCAACCGACGGAUACGUAACGAAAAAGGAGAGAUCGAACAAGAGCGCAUUGACAAAAUCUGGCCCAAACUACGGGUGCUGGCGCGGUCUUCCCCCACGGACAAACACACGCUAGUCAAAGGCAUUAUUGACAGCACCGUGGCCGAACAAAGACAAGUUGUCGCCGUGACGGGCGACGGCACCAACGACGGCCCCGCCUUGAAGAAAGCCGACGUCGGCUUUGCCAUGGGUAUCGCCGGCACGGAUGUGGCGAAGGAGGCGUCGGACAUCAUUCUGACCGACGACAACUUCUCCAGCAUCGUCAAGGCGGUCAUGUGGGGGCGCAACGUGUACGACAGCAUCUCCAAGUUCCUGCAGUUUCAGCUCACCGUCAACGUGGUGGCCGUCAUUGUCGCGUUCACUGGCGCCUGCAUCACACAGGACUCUCCAUUGAAAGCGGUGCAGAUGCUGUGGGUCAACCUCAUCAUGGACACCUUCGCCUCGCUCGCUCUGGCCACGGAGCCGCCCACCGAAGCGCUGCUGCUGAGAAAGCCGUACGGCCGCAACAAGCCUCUCAUCUCUCGUACCAUGAUGAAGAACAUUCUGGGCCAGGGGGUGUACCAGCUCAUCAUCAUCUUCACGCUGCUCUUUGCUGGGGAGAAGAUGUUCGACAUCGACAGCGGCAGGGACGCCCCCCUCCAAGCCCCGCCCUCCGAGCACUACACCAUCGUCUUCAACACAUUUGUCCUGAUGCAGCUUUUUAACGAGAUCAACGCCCGCAAGAUCCACGGCGAAAGGAAUGUCUUCGACGGCAUCUUCAACAACCCCAUCUUCUGCAGCAUCGUCUUCGGCACCUUCGUCAUCCAGAUCGUCAUCGUGCAGUUCGGAGGCAAGCCGUUCAGCUGCGUGGCUCUCAACAUUGACCAGUGGCUGUGGUGCACCUUCUUGGGCUUCGGUUCCCUGCUGUGGGGGCAGGUCAUCUCCUCCAUACCCACCAGCCGCUUAAAGUUCCUGAAGACGGCGGGACACGGCACCCAGAAGGAGGAGAUCCCCGACGAGGAGCUGGAGGAGCUGGAAGACAUGGACGAGAUCGACCACGCCGAGCGGGAGCUCCGUCGCGGUCAGAUCCUCUGGUUCCGCGGCCUGAACCGUAUCCAGACUCAGAUGGAUGUAGUCAGUGCGUUCCAGAGCGGAACUUCCUUUCAGGGGGCUCUGAGGCGGCAGGCCUCCAACUCCAGCCAACAACAGCAGCACGAUAUCCGGGUGGUGAACGCAUUCCGCAGCUCCAUCUCCCUCUAUGAGGGCCUGGAGAAGCCCGAGUCGCGGAGCUCCAUCCACAACUUCAUGACCCACCCGGAGUUUCGGAUAGAGGACUCGGAGCCCCACAUCCCCCUCAUAGACGACACGGACGCCGAGGACGACGCCCCCACCAAGCGCAACUCGGCCACUCCCCGCAACACCACGCCCACGCCGCCCUCACCGGCCUCCGCCUCGCCCGUCCCCGCCGUCGCCGUGGUGCCGCUCUCGCCCUCCCCGAACCAGAACAAUAACGCCGUGGAGAGCGGCAACCACCUCCAUCCCGGGGGCACCAAAGCGGGGGGCGCCGCCCUGCCCGGCAGCCCCCUACACAGCCUGGAGACCUCCCUUUGAUCAGAAAGCACGCCCACCUCUCCUGCAAGGCACCUUACCACUUUUCUACACCAGGGACAGCGAUAUGGGGGUUUGGGGGCCUGGGAGGGGGUGGCUGCGCCCGGACUAACUUUGGGAGGAAUGUAACGGCUUGUGUGGAUGCUUUGCUCUUCUUCUCUUCGGUUCUUCUUAACACAGCCUCCGUGCCAGGACUCUGCCCCCUGCCGCCCCCCCCCCCCCCCCCCUACCCCCCACUCUGCCCCCCCGCCCCUCUUGGCUUUGGUUAGUCUGGCUCACAACAAGGCGUGAUUAUAAACUCUUGAUUGAAAGUGACCUGUUUUUCUUCUUCUUCUUCUUCUUCUUCUGAAUAGAAUGAUUUGACUUGCAAAGAAGAGGAGGCGCUCCUCCUGGCUCGGACGCGCGACCUUUUAGCUUCUCUUCAUCUCGACGGUGUUGUAUAUUUAGCUCUUCGGCCCUCGCUCACACUCGACUCAUUUCUGCUCCGUUUGGCUGUUAAUAUUUUUGACUUAUUUAUGUUUGAUGGAGGAAAAAAAAGCAGGUCUGUUUACAAAGUUUGUAGAUACUUUUUUUUCUGUUUGUAGGCAAAAGAGCUUCCUGAUGUAUGAUGCAGAAAACUGGGACAGAAUUUAAAAAAAGAAAAAAGAAAAAAAAAAAACCCGAGAGGAUUAUUUCAGAUACUGCUGUAUUUUCAGGACAAAAUGGGUGUUUCUAUUGAAACUUAAGUAUUUUUGCCUGCAAGUUUUAUUUGUUAUAUAUUUGUAGAUAAAUAUAGAAACUUCUAGCCAAACCAAUAAACACUAAGUCUUGUACAGAGAGAGGAGGUCCACCCGGCCUGAAGCGUCGGAACCACACGUUCGAGGCCUCCAUGUCGCUAUGAAUAUUUACUCUCGUUUCCAUGUGCACAAAACCUUCCUGAAAACCCUUUUCUUCAUUCAUUCACUUUGUGUUCAGAGAUUUCCACAUGUUGAAAGCUUCUCAAAAAAAAAAGGGAAUCCAGGAGGUGGGGGGUUCUAAAGUGGGGGAGGGGGUAUAUUUAGCAAGCAUCACCUCUUCCACAAGUGGACAAAAAGGGAAAGUUUAUGCACAUUCUUGAGCUUGUUUCGAUGUCAUUUUUUGCACACGACUGGCUAAUUAUUUAUUAAUCAGACAAAAACGUGAAUGUGCCUUGGCUUUAGUCAAUGUUGAAGCUUUGGUCCAGUCGCUUAUUUACCUGAUGAAACCCUGCAGAUGCUUGCUAGAUAUACCCCCCCCCCUGCUUAGUUUUAUGGUUUCAUUCACUUAGUUCGUCACCCCCGCCUUCCCAUUGGAGAACAUUUGUUCUUAGAUUUAAAGCAGGAACCUUGUGUAUUCCGUGCUUCUUAUACUCCCACACACACACCGGGACACCGCUUUUGGACACCUGAUGUACUGGAAUCACUACAAAAAAAAAAAAAUUGGACAUGCAUUUUUUUUUUUUAAGAAUAAAGACGACGCAUACACUGGUAUCUAUCUGCACAGGGUACUUUAUUUCCUAGCAAGAGUUUUGAUACAAAUCAUUGAAGACAAAUUUGUAUUUUUAUGAAACUGAUGAGACCUUUCAUCGUACUCACACAGUUUUUUGGAGGAUUUGACACAGCGGGGGAGGGGUUUUGGCCACUAAAAUAAAUGUGUGUUCUGGAACAUUCAUCUCAGGGUGCAAAUAGGCAUGAUGGGGAGAGAACAGGCCUCAUUGUUUUUGUUUCUUUUUUUUUGUCACCACGUUUGGUUGUUUUGGUGGCGUCACAUCCUGGCGGUCCUCACCCUUGGAGGCCCCGUGGAUGUGGAAAGGAGCUCGUCUGUUUGUUUGAUGCAUAUGACAAAAAUAGCAGCUAGGAGUGGUGAAGAAAUCUGAGAAAUACAAACGGAAUCCAUACGAGGGGUUUGUUCUGUAGCUUCUUCCUGUCAGGGGAAUGAAUGUUUUUUUUUUCCAUCUGUUUUAUGGAUCAUCAUUUUUUUUUAUCUUUUAACAUUUGGAAAUAAAAGUACUUCAUGUCUGUUUAUCUUGAGCAUUUUAAAUGGAUAUCGUGAUUGGAUUUACAUUUGAAACUUGUCGAGUAAUGUGUAUGGUUUUUAAAAAUAAAAAUGUAUUUAGCCUAUG